AUGUCUAUCGACAACUCGCUGGACAGGCUUCUCACAAGCCAUGGAGGCCCAGUUACCAAUGGACUCAACGCACGCUUCAGGAAAGCGCUGAAAGAAUUUGCGGUAUCGCAAAAACUGCAAUACUCUCAAGACAAUAUCGGCAACAUUUAUAUCACCCGACCGGGUAGAGAUCACGAACUCUCCAGCAUUUGUCUAACAUUCCCGCUUGACGAGCCCGACGAGCACCUCGCCUUCUCGGGUGCCUUUCAAGCCUUUUCACAUUUCGAAAGCCAUGGGCUUAAAACAGAUCUGACUUUGCUGGGAUGGACUUCAACUGAUGGCAAGCUGGGAGGAAGGGACUUUUGGGAUACAUUUGUAUUCAAGAAAGAGCCCGUUGGGCAGCAGGUAGCCCACCUUCAGCAGUUCGAGGGACUUCCUGAUCCUUCGAACUUCUCAUCCUCUGCGAUGAUUGAAAUUCAGGAGUACACAGGCAGAGACUUGACCGUAUCAGGAUCGCCAGUCCUCGUUACUCGAGUCAAGAAGCUUGCUCCAGACCAUUGCAAAAUUGGCUCUUCUUCAAGAAAGGCAUCUAGGGCUCCAGAAAUCCUGAUUCAAGGCGAAGGUGCCGAGGACUUAGCGCAGCGACUGAUUCGAGAUUAUAGUGAUUACAUAGCCGCGCUGUUUGAGAAUUUCGACUAA
Messenger RNA from Capronia coronata CBS 617.96, 678 nucleotides. RefSeq lists its product as uncharacterized. The transcript is spliced from 2 exons. Bases 1 to 678 code for a protein of 225 amino acids. The record is from RefSeq and is a predicted model, not a curated record. NCBI's taxonomy places the organism in Eukaryota, Fungi, Ascomycota, Eurotiomycetes, Chaetothyriales, Herpotrichiellaceae.